Messenger RNA from Bacillus rossius redtenbacheri, 8825 nucleotides. Its product is annotated as serine/arginine repetitive matrix protein 1. The record is from RefSeq and is a predicted model, not a curated record. Lineage: Eukaryota; Metazoa; Arthropoda; Insecta; Phasmatodea; Bacillidae. The transcript is spliced from 5 exons. The coding region runs from base 1 to 1476 and encodes 491 amino acids.
AUGUCGCGCGUUUUCUCGACGGCGGGUCGCGCGCCGACGGUCGUGUGUGUGCGUGGUAGUCGGUCUCCCGCGAGGCGCCAGCGAACCAGCGGCGCCGCCAGCCUGCGUCCGAGCGGAGCUAUUCACGGAGCUACGGCCGGCGGACAUGGAGGGCUGAAGGGCCCGGCGCGGGGCCUGCCCCCAGGAGACAGAGGCAUGCUCAAGUGGCUGGCCGGCGGCGCGCGCCCCAGGAGCCCGCUGGCAGACGUCGUCACCGACGACCCGCUCGCCGCAGUGCGCGCUCACACGGCGCCCGCCCAGCGCCGCCCGCUCGAGAUAUACGCCGUCAGCAGGGUGAACCCGCUGUUCGACGAUGAGGUGUCGCCGCGGAAGCCAGCGUCGCGGGCCGAGGACAGCGACUCGCCCAACAACAGCAACAACCACAACAACAGGUCCAGCAGCUCGGGCUACGGCAGCCCGCGCUACCACUCGUCCUCCGACUACAGCAGCGGCACGGAGGAGAUCAACGGCCAGCGCGUGUACGUGGGCGGCCGCGCGAGCGCGCUGCGCCCCGACGCGCUCACGGUGCUCGAGCAGAACGUGGCCUUCGUGAGGGGCAUCCUGGUGGCGGCGGGCCGGCGCCGGCGGCGGGGCGACGACCCCGCGGCGCUGUCGCCCAUCCCGGAGGGCCUGCUCGACCUGGCGGCCAUCCCGCGGCCCGUGUGGCCGCGCCGCCCCCGCAGGCCCGCGGAGCCCGCCGCCUCCGCGCCGCCGGACCAGGUCCUCCGGGAGCUCUCGGACACGCUCGGUCGCAGCCUCGACGCCCUCCGCGGGGAGGCACCGCCCCCGCCCCCGGCGGCCGAAGACGUCCUCCGCGAGCUGUCCGUCACGCUGAGCCGCGGCCUGGACGCCCUCCGGGAGAAGGCCUCGCCGCCGCCGACGGAGGAGGUGCUCCGGGAGCUGUCGGACAAGCUCGGCCGCGGCCUGGCCUCGCCGCCCGCCUCCCCCUCGCCGCCGCCGCCGCCGCCGGAGGAGGUCCUGCGCGGGUCGCACCGCGGGCCGCCGCCCAAGGAGAGCGACGACGACACCCAGCCGCGUGAGUCCUCGUCGGCGACGGAGACGACCUCGUCGUCGCGCGCCAGCAGCAGCGGCUACUCGGACGCGGCGCCGCUGUACGGCAGACGGCCGCCGCCCCGGGCGCGCGUGGCGGACGGCGACUGCAGCCUGUGGACCACGUACGUGGGCGCCGGCGUGGUGGCGGGCGACGUGCGGCUCAAGGCGGACACCAAGUGCUACUACCCGUCGCUGCACCGGCCCGACUUCACGCUCGACAAGCACAGCGCCGAGCGCCUCAUGCGCCGCAUCAAGUCUGCGAAGCGACGCCGCUGCUGGUGCCGCGUCGUCACCUCGUUCCUGGGCCUGCUGUUCUUCCUGCUGGCCGUCAUGGUGGUCAGCCUGCUGCUGACCAGAGGGGAGCGCCUGUUCGGCUCGCUGUGACUCGCGACGUCGGGCCAUUCCUUCCCAUUCGCGACGUCGGCACUGGCGUGGCUGGUCGUCCUCCUGUCGUCAAGAUGUAACCACCUACCCUCUCUUGCAAUGUUCCUCGUUGCAACCUCCUCAUUCGAGAAGUCGGUACUGUUGCGGCGAUUUUUCCUCUUCCUCGGCUAGAUGUAAUCCCCUCUCCAAGAAAGUUCAUUCCUUUGUCCCCUCUUUUGCGACGUCACUAAUGGCGUGACUGUUCCUACUGCUGCUGACAAGAUAGAAGCUACUCCCCGGCUAGAUGUUAACAUCGCCCGCCCCUCUCUUGCAACAUUCCUCACUUCCCCCUACCAGGUAACGUCAGUAAUGGCGUGGCUGUUCUUCCUGCUGCUGACAAUGAGGUGUGGCGGUCUUUUGAUCGGUGUGACCUUCUUCCCUCCUUCCCUCUUCCGGAAUGUUCCCCAUUUUCCUCUUCAAAGACACCGCUGCUGGGUCAGCUGUUCUGCCUGUUGAUGCCGAGGGGGCGACUCUUCCGUCUCGCUGUGACCUUGAACUUACGAGGUUCUUACCUUCGCGACAUCGUCGCUACCGUUAUCAGCGUUGAACCACGAGCCCUUCCCCUCAGCAAGUCAGUAGCCCUAGCAACAUAUAUGUACACUUCUGUAAGCUUGAGACAAGCACUACUUCAUAAAUCCCAUGUGUGCUUCCUCUUGAUUUAGGCUGAGUGCACACACUUCCUAGUUCGGUACUUAAUUCCGUGCACAUAUUUGGGAUUGAGAUCUUUUGCAAUUAUUUUUAUCGUAGGAAUAAUGAAGUUUGAGGGUGCUACACAUAUUGUUUAAAAUCCGCGUGGUCUUUUUUUCUAUGUUGUAAAAAAGAUAUAGUUAUGUAUAAAUUUUUUGUUUCCAUUUCAAGGGGGAAAAUGGUUCUAGAUGCUCUCAACCCUCCCAGUAUGUUUAUGUAGAGAAACUUAUCAUCUGAGAAUAAGGUACCACAGAAUAUGUGACAAAUGACGCUGUUAUAAACUAUGAGGUAGAAUGCUCUGUAUGAGAUCAUUUUGUUGCUAGUACUGAAUUUUAAUUUACUACUACCGUGUUAGCAUAUUACAGAACUGUUCUGAAGUUUUUUCUCUGCUCAUUUGUUAUCAGCGUAGAUCAAAAUAUUUGUUAUUGAAAGUUUUAGCAACGUUUUGGUGCACCCACAAUUAGUAUUCUUAGCAUCGUACUGAUUUUCCAUAGUUGAAACACAAGAGAGCAUUAUGCACGAGGGCUAUAGUGUUGUUUCAAGAAAUUUAUUAAAUUAAAUAUUUUAGAAAUUUUAAUAGCAGACAGUAAAAUCAUAAAUACAAUUUUUAUAUUUUCUGGCCUAUAUUUUAUUGGAUAAUAUUUAUAUCAUAAGCGCAAUUCAUGUUUUGAAAUUCAAUCUUGCUAAUUGUUUUCAUAGAUUUUGUGAUGCUGAAUUACGGAUGAAAAUGUCUAGAGAACUGGGAAUGUGUAGUCUGUGUGGAUUAGAAAUACAGUAAAAAAUAUCGAAGAUGGUCGUUUAUUUUUCGGCAGAGGUAGUGAAAUUAUAUGUUUUGAUUUUGUAAGAAGAUUUAAACUUGUGCUACUUAAAUUUUUUUAACUUCCAUUCGUUUCGGCCAAUGAAAGGCAAGUGCAGGAUUUAAAUACUGGUUUUUAUAAUUUAAGAAGACGAUAUCAAAGUAAUCAGAAACUAGCGAAGUUCCUGAGCCUGUAAAAUACAUUAAUAAAAGAACAAAGUUUAUACAUCAAUUAAUGUUACCUUAAAAAUAAGCUACAUAGUAAUCUUGAUAAUUGAGUAACAAAACUGGAAAUCUGAUGAUAACUCGAAGAAAUUUGUCUUUACAAAAGUUUGGAAAAUUUAAAUAAAAUUUUUAAACGCUAUUUUGCUACCUCUGCACUAUACUUAGCCAUUUAUGAAUGUGAUUCUGAACAGCUUUAAAUGUCAACUUAAUUUGGAGCAAAACUGUGACACAUAGUACUGUCUUAGAUAAUAUGCCGAAUAGUUUAAACUGUGUGGUCAUCUAUUUGCGCAAUUUAAUUUGAAAAUGUUUUUUAGAAUGGUUUUGACCAAAAAGAAGAUAAACUUCGAAGAGUCCAAACUCCCAUUUUCCCCAUAAAGUAGAUAUUUUACCUCGAUUUUUUGAAAUUAAUAAUUACAGACACUAGUAUCUCGGUCGCAGUCACAAAAGUGUGUUCGCAAGUUUAUUUUACUAAAACCAUUUUCUACAAUUUGGUUGUUAUAUUCGUGCUGCAAUAAUUUCAAAUUGUGUCUGAACUAAAAAUUGGAAAAUAGAACCGACACGUGUCAAUCCACCGUCUCCAAUUGCACGAGCAUGACCUUAAACUAUGUUCAAACAUUAACAACUUGGGGAGCUGAUGCAAAGUCGUACUAAGCCACGGCCCCCCCUUUUUUUGAGGGUUAAUAAUAUGUUACAUUGACCAGGAAGAAUUAUGAAUCUGUCUUCUUGCAGCACAUUGUAGGACUUAUUUGGCAAUCAAAUAAAGAAAUACUUUUCAAUGAAAAAUACAAAAAGAAAUGUUGCGCAGUUUGGUGACAGAUGGACUACUGAAACCGCAAUAGAAGGUUAGAGUGUCUUGUGUUCAAAAGGACAGGUCGCUGACGGGACCCCAACUGAUAGUGCUGUCACUGGCUCGACGCACGCGUAUGUAGAAGCAACGGAACAUCCGCAGUGAGUCGCUCCGCGAUUGGCUGGGACCUGUGUUUCUGACCCGCUUCCGGAGGAGAGAACCGAUCGCGGCAUGGACCGUCAACAGUUCCUCACUCUUUAGUUGCGGUCGAACGGCGCGGUCGCCUUCGCUCCAUGCUAAGAUGGCGUGCUGGAACACGGCUGGGCUUAGGUAGUCCUCACUGAACCGAUGGCAGACCAUUCAUGCCAGCUGCUAAGGCAUAGUGUGAAAUGCCAGGACCAGCCACUGGCGCAUUGUGUGAUGACUUUUCUUUACAUACAUGUCAAUCCUACAAAUUGUCUUGUGGUCCUCGAUAUUUUGCAAAUAUAGAACAAAAAUUAGUUUCUGAUGUGUGUAGUGUUGCAGUGAAUUUUGUACCUGUUCAAAUCUUCAAUCAUAGUAUUUUCCUGCAACAUUGUAAGAAACACCUAUGCGUUUCCAAAACUAAUUAAAUUUUUGGAGGAUGAAAAUCCUUUUUUAUAAAUUUGACUCCGUAGUAUUUACGCAUUCAAAUUCAGUGCUAACUGGCAAAUUGUUUCGCAUUAUUUUGGCAUCCUUGACUAAAUUAUGUAGAGACGAUGUUGUCGAAAAUGAUGGUAAAAAAAUCGAAUGACUACUUCUCAUGUUGCGUACCAAUAACAAAUCCACGAAUGACACUGGGAUUUGUCUUCUUUGUAAUUGGCUCACUCAGCAUAGGUCAUCUGAACGCUGAUUGACGAAUGACGUCCUGUCCCCAUGCAGUUCAGUUAAGCAAUUUUUUCUUGCGUUCUUUUUAAAAGCUCUGCAUUUCUCAGGUAUUCUGUGAAGUGUAUGAUAGUUGAUUUAACACAAUUUUUUUGGGACAUACGCCAUUGUAACAUAAAUUCACAGAGAACAAGCCUAAAUAAGCUGAUGUCAAACAGAUGGACCCAAAGAAGAAACUAAACAGGUAUUGUUGGACAGCACGUCGACUACAGCACAGACGAACACUUAAAAUAUCAAGAGAGCACAAGAAUUCCAUGGAAGAAAUCUGUUCUAAUGCAAUAAAGCUGAAGAGUUUGCUUGUUUUAACGCGCUAAUCUCUGGGACUGCCAGUCAGCUUUUAAAAGAACAAUUUUUGUAUUUGAUAGCCCAGUUGUUGAGGAAGAGGUGCGAGUCUCCCGAGGAGACUUGCUCGGAAGCACUGUCUCGCGGCGUGGCCAGGAGAGGGAGUGCUUGUCGGGGCUGUGGCGGGGGGAAAGCGGGCGCUAAUCGACGCACCGUGUCGGCGUCGCGACGCCACACGGCGAGCCCGGUAUCAUCGUCCUGCACGUCCUCCUGUCCAUCGUAGUGGGCAGGGGGUGACGGUGGUGUCUAUGCUGGGAUGGGUAGCCUCAGUAUCUGGACAUAGCUCGAUCUCUAACACCUCUCCUGUUACGCGUACACGGCGUAUCCUUAUCCACGCCCGUGGGGGCCCCAGGCCGGCAGGGCCUAACGGCUAAGAGGACUGGGUCAACAAAUAAAAGGGGAGCAAUCCCUCAGACAGUCAUGUCCAUCGUAGUCGGAGUCGACGUGGUGAGCGACGACACAGCUCCGGUACUAGCCUGGACAGCUAGUAGAGGUUCGAUAUGCCUCCGCCGGACCACGGGUUCACUGGGUGAACCCGUGUGAUGUGGGAGAUCGGGAUAGGCGCCAGCAGUGCUGCUCAGGACACAGCCAACUGUCUGGUCAGCUGAGGGAGGUACGGGGCUGAGGCGGUGACUAUGCUGGGAUGGUGGCCCUAGCCGCUGGUCAUUGCCGAAGCUCUAAUACCUUCCCGAUCACAAAAGAAGGAGUGAUCCCUAGCAGUUCUGUUUAAAUUUACUGCUCUGGAAUGUAUAAACGAACUGGAAAUUUCUCACACCCUACCCUUAUAGGGCGCAUAUAUGGGGGGACUGGUGUAGGAUGCCGACAAAUAUGUUGGAACAAAUUUGUUCGUCGUACGUUCUCCGGCCUCCAGUUAUGGCUGGCACUGGUAGUAACCUGGGAGUACACGGCGGCUGGUGGCUGUUCGGUGACGUUGCAUGUUGAGAUGUGUUUCCUCAACCUCUCUGCGUAGCCGUCCAGUCAUUAGGACCAUGCCGCGUUUGAAUGGCGUAUUAUUCCAGGCUCUCGGGGCCAUGGUAUGUGUCGGGUACUUGUACCUCCACCUGCCAUGUAAAAGAUCCGUCAUUUCCUCAUUAUGUCUUUAAGGGAUCAGGUACCGUGAGAUUGACGUAAGCACAGCAAAUGUAGACUGAGAAAAAUAGUACGUCGUACGAAACAACAAUUUUGGAAACUAGUCGCCGUUAUAUAUUAACAUUAUUAGGGAAAAAAACGUUCUACACUUCCGAACACAAUUCUGCACCAAAUACACAGUUCAUUCAAGCCGUUAUAGCGUUUAGGUUUUUAAUAUGCUACGCCUGUGCCCUAACCGUAUUGCUAGUGCACGAUUGGACACGGGCCAGUCCCUUAUUUUUAGGGAGCAGAUUUUUGGGUCAUAUCCGUGGCCGAUCUGUUGGGCAUUAUCGGAUUCCUGUGCUAUUUUCACCCACGCGUCAUUUUCUCGGAAAUGUGAAAUAGCUAAAAGAAUAAAUAAGCUUCCAGAUUCUCGCGCAAGUGCACAUGAAACAUAAUUGAAGCGGUCUGAAGUAUUCAAAUGAUAUUUUUUUUAUUGGUCGGUAGGGAAUAGUAGGAAGCAAACAGUUUCCAAACGAACUGCGCCAUCAUUUAACUGAAAUAGAAAUACUGAGAUUUUCAAAGAAUAAAAAUUAAAAAUAACAGGAAAUACAGCUAAUAUCAUUCGCAACGAGAUACAUAGGAAAUAAAAUAUUAAAACCAUAUUUUAAAGUCUUUUUAAAGGUUUUGUACGCAUAGGUAUUACACUUUUUGGGUGUAACUCUUUUAUAAAGUUUACUAAGGUUGGUUUUGACUAAACGGCUUUGUAAAACGAACAUAACACUUGUCUUUCUGUAGUUUAAUUUAAUAAAUGGACUUAGCAAUAAAUAUUUCAAACAUUGCAAAGUAUCACGCUUAUUAUCAUCUUCAAAAAAUGAUAUAAUUUUGGUGUAUUCUAAAAUAUUAUCUCAUAUAAGUUAAUUUAAAACAGACCUGAUAAAAUCGUAAUGAUCUUACAAAAAAUGUCGACGAUUUAUAGAUCUAGGAAUGGGAGCUAUCCCAGCAUCCAAACGAAUUGUUAUUCGGGUCUCUAAGUGACUUAUUUUCUAAGUGACUAUUUUCUCUUGAAUGAGACCGUUGGACAGGGCUGGAGAUAAACAGUACGAAACCCUAGCACGCCAGUCUUUUCUACGUUCGCAACGUGAGGACCCGAAUGGGAUCGAACCUAAAGGGUCGGGGUCAAGCCUUCUCUCCGUUAAGUCCCCAGAUGGGACUUUGUCCCACCGAUGCAACGAGACAGUUAAAAAUGGAGAGUCGUGGUGUCACCAUGCAUAAUUAUGACGGGAGUUUAGAUCAUACAAAUACGUCUCAGAGCACUAGUACAUGCCCUUAUAUGCCAAAAGGCUCCGGAAGUAUGUACGCAAAUUUGCGCACUACCCAGAAAUAAAAUAAAAUAACAUUUUCAGAUACCUUCUUAGUGCCUUGAAGUUAUUUAUAAAAGUAAAAUAUGACUUACAAAAGUGUAAAUACAGUUUGCCAAAACGUAAUAUAAAAAUAAAUAAGUCACUAGUAGAAAUUUUACAUGCUUUGCGCGCCAUUGCGUAAAUAGUGCCAUGAAUACCAAUAAAAUUUUAACACCGAACAGUUUUUUCAAAUUAAAAAAUAUAGCAUCUUCCGAAAAUGUUACCAGUGUUUAUAAGUUUUGCUCCUCAAUAAAUAAGUUAAAUAUUAAGACAUAGUCACCUAGAAGUAAGUGAUUUCGAUAACGAAGUUAGUGCUUUAUACAACGAUAAUAAUUUUGUGAUACGCUUAGGAUAGUUAUUAGUACUUAAAGUAUUUGUGUGAUAUGUCAAAUUACUAUUUUAAGUCACGCAAACGGUCGUGUGUGUAUUAUUUCAAUAAAUUAUUGUUGCUGUCAGAAAUAGUAAUAGUCUUCAGAUAUAUACUUUUUUUUUUAAUUUUGAGGUGUGACUACAAAAAUAUGUAAAAUUUAUUCUUUAAAUAACUGUGAUAAAACUAAUUUAAAGCUUAUCAUUUAUGAAUUCCAUCAUAAAAAUUGGGCUGCUUGAAUGGUGUUUAAAUUUUUCAACGGUUACAAUGGUAAAAAUGACUAACAAUAUUGUUGACGCAACUUAGAGUGUACUUUAUUAUGUAAGAAUAAUAUUUUUAAGACAAUUAUUUAUCACUAAUUGAUAUUACUAUCAACGAAAAUAUUGUUUAAAAAAAGCAACGGGUACGUUCUGGAAUACUGUGCUCAAAACCUUCGUAAAUUUGCCACGCUUAAGUAAGCCAAGUUUGUGCAUACUUUUGUAAAAAGGUAUUCCAGUUAUUUAUUUACAUUUUAGAAUGAAAGGCCAGAUGCUUGUGCCAACUUGAAGUAGGCUUAGUUGUACGGAAAUACCGUCCGUAUAUUUAAUUCGUAUGUUUAAAAUACGGAAUCAAAUGUUGUGCAUUUAUUAUGCAUUUUACUUGCUGUGAGUAUUGUAAAUUAUGUUUAUGUGUUUAUGUAGCUGAAUAAUGUAUUAUAUUUGUGUUUGCCAAAUAAAAUAUUUUCAUUCGAAU